Molecule: messenger RNA, 696 nt
Organism: Mycena citricolor
Lineage: Eukaryota; Fungi; Basidiomycota; Agaricomycetes; Agaricales; Mycenaceae
Source: the annotation of a GenBank genome assembly
AUGUUCCUAGGCUUUGAAACCCUGGCACAGUUCUUUCCCGGCUUGAUCCUGUGGUGUGACCCCAAGUCGUCUGAAAUGGAAGCGACGACGCAGCCAUCAUACGUCGUGCAUGACCACACCAGAACACAUGAGCUCAAGCCCUGCAUGAUCAUCGCUGUCGACUACCAGACUCAGAUAAUACAAGUCGCCAGGCUCUGUGGCGUGACGCCGCAUGAUUCACGCAAGUGGGUCUGCAUAAAUUCGAACCCAAAAAUCACGUGGAAAGUCCCGGAUGCGUGGAUCUGGGUGGGCACUCCCGCAGUGAUUCCGAUGGUUUUGCACAAGCCUAGAGUGAUGCACCCUCAUCAGGAUCCAUAUUACAACGGGCCGGCAUUCGCUCGCGCAAAUCUUCAAGGUUAUUCGAUGCAUCGCCAGAAUUAUUUGGAGAAUUGCGGUAUAUACCAUAAACCAUCAUUCCCAAAUAAUUCUUGCUCAAUCGCCCUCCCAGCGGCCAGCUACAAGCAGCUCUCUCCCGCCUCCUCUAAUAAUGUUUCGACACAGAAUCCAGGUCCAGAAUUUACGAGCCUCAGCUCACAUCCUGUGGUAGUGCCGGCAGGGUUCACAGAGCGCAGCACAAACGCCCCGGGCUGGUGGAGAGAUCCCACUACUGGCUGGUUCUGGCAUGCCGAGAAAGGCUUAUUUCCGCCCACAAACUAA